GGACCUCGAACCCAGGCCUGCUCUGGAGGGGCCGGGCUAAGCCAACCUGACAGCUCGCCAUGGUCUGGUCUCAUGGGCUCCCGCGCUUGAGCUGGUUUUGAUUCAGACCCAAACGGAUCUGCAGAAACCCCCACCUGACCCCAUGGACGAGGCCUUGGUCUGGUCCCAUCCCUGAGGCCUGUGGCCCCAUUAGUCUGCACCUCUGAAGGUCAAGGUUGGUCCAUCUGGGUCUUUUGCCCUGGCGGAACAAUCUCAUUAAAAAGCCAAGUGUCCGCCCCUGACAACCUGUGUUUGUCCUGCCAUACGCUCCUGGGAGGCGGGCGGCUGACCUCGGUCCCCUUUGGACAUCCUGUAUUUAUUUACCUGGAAAGAAGGGCAAGGAUUAAAGCAAUUUCCAUCCAAAUGAUAGGUGUCCUGGUGACCUGUGUCCUCAAGCAUCAGGCGCAAGAGAGAUGAUGCUCGUUUCACACCACUCUUGCUGACCCCGGGCUUGGCAUGGGUGAUUUCUGUAAUGAGUGUCUUGCUGCUUGAAGUGGUGGUAGGGAGAGAACCGGCAGCUUGGAUUCAGUCUCUCCCUUUCCUUCCAUAGCUUCCGUAACCCCUUAUUUGCUAGCAGGCAGAUGCAGUGCAUGGCGCUCCCCUUACAGAGGGGCCUGUGCUCUUAUGUAGGGGGCACGGAGAGAUUAAAUUUGCUUUUUUUUUUUUUGUGGAGCAGAAGAAAUGCAGAAUCCUGCAGGGAUAACUCCCCUUCCGCUCCCAGGAUUGGGAUGGAGCAGUAGCUCUCAUCUGCUUGGUGGUGGCUGGAGCAGCAUUCUGCUGUUACAAUGAUGGAUGGGUAGUGGAUUGUGCCUGGAACAUCUUGAGCUCUGUUCUUAGCACAGAAAUCAGCCAGGAAGAUGGUUCUGUGCGGGGUGCGGAUCAUCUAGGCAUUUGUCGUUUUCUGCCGUGGGCCAUAGUCCUCUUCCUGGGAUCCUCUUCCAGGGUGCUUCUCUGCUAUAGCACGGGUACCUGGCAAACCCCCGUGACAGUGGUGGGGCCAGUGUUGGCGAUCCUGCCUUUCUGCUUCUGGGCUCUCCAUGCAAGCCAGAGCCAAAUGGACACGCUCCCGAGCGCCAGUCUCAAGAGGAAGUUCGAGGAUGUGGAUGUGGGCUCCCCCAUCUCCAACUCGGACGAUGAGAUCUCCAACAGUGACAGUGCCGACAGCUGUGACAGUGUCAAUCCCCCCAGCUCCACCGGCUUCAUACCAACAUCCAUCUUGAAGAGGCAGAAGCAGCUGCGUCGGAAGAACGUGCGCUUUGACCAGGUGACGGUGUACUACUUUGCCCGGCGCCAGGGUUUCACCAGUGUGCCCAGCCAGGGCGGCAGCUCCCUGGGCAUGGCCCAGCGCCACAACUCGGUGCGGCGCUACACGCUCUGCGAGUUCGCCCAGGAGCAGGAGGUGAACCACCGUGAGAUCCUCCGUGAGCACCUGAAGGAGGAGAAGCUCCAUGCCAAGAAGAUGAAGCUCACCAAGAACGGGACGGUGGAGUCGGAGGAGGCGGAUGGCCUGACCCUCGAGGACGUCUCGGAUGAUGACAUCGACGUGGAGAAUGUGGAGGUGGACGACUACUUCUUCCUGCAGCCGCUGCCCACCAAGCGGCGCCGUGCCCUUCUCCGGGCCUCUGGCGUGCACCGCAUUGAUGCUGAAGAGAAGCAGGAGCUGCGGGCCAUCCGCCUGUCGCGGGAGGAGUGUGGCUGUGACUGCCGCCUGUACUGCGACCCUGAAGCCUGCGCCUGCAGCCAAGCAGGCAUCAAGUGCCAGGUGGAUCGCAUGUCUUUCCCGUGUGGCUGUUCCCGGGACGGCUGUGGGAACAUGGCUGGCCGCAUCGAGUUCAACCCCAUCCGGGUACGCACUCACUACCUCCACACCAUCAUGAAGCUGGAGCUGGAGAACAAACGCCAGGGGGGCCGACCCCAGGCCCUGGAAGAGGAGUCCCUGCCCAGCUCCAGUGGCGACUGGCUGGGGGCACAGCCCUCGGAGACACAGGACUUCCAGGAGUUCAUGGCCGAGAAUGAGACGGCCGUCAUGCACCUGCAGACGGCCGAGGAGCUGGAGAGGCUGAAGGCUGAGGAAGACUCCAGCAGCGGCUCCAGUGUGGAGAGCCUGGGCGUGUGCAUCCUGGAGGAGCCCCUGGCUGUGCCUGAGGGCCUCUGCCCAGGCCUCGCCACCCCCAUCCUCAUCCAAGCCCAGCUCCCACCUGGCUCCUCCGUCCUGUGCUUCGCGGACAGCUCCGAGCCUGCGCCCUCAGCUGCGGGUGACCCGUCCUACUUGAACAAUGGCCCAGUGGUUUACUACCAGGUCGACCAAAGGUCCGUGCUGGGGGCAAAGGGCGAGGGUGCCUCAGAAGUACCAGAGGCGCCGUCUCCCUACACGAACGACAAGGAUCUGGGCCUCCUCUCCGUUCCCGUGGCCUCGUUCGUGCCUUGCAGCAGAGCUGCAGCCCCGGGCAGCAAGGCGGAGAUGGGCAAAGCAGCUGCCUCCACCCCAGAGGCUCCCUUGUCCCCCGAGAGCCGCCAAGCCACGGCUGCCCCUCCUUCCCACACGGACUCGCCAUCCCCAGAGCCAGAGCAUGUCCCAGAGGGCGUGGAGGAGCCACCAGGUGUGGAGGAGCGCACUCUGGGCCCUGCCCUGGCCGUGUGACCCAGCCCUGUCCCUCUGCACUCUUUCUUUGCUGUCUAUUUAUUGACAAGAUAUUUUAUUGAGCAGUGGUGGCAGCGGCACCUCUCUGGAUUAUUUAAUGGGGGGGAGGGCGGGUGCCGGGCUGCUUUGUACAGGUCAUUUUAAAGUAAACCAAUGAAUCUGAGAGCAGCCGGGAGGCUCCCUGUGGUGGCGUCCCUUCCCCUGCUGGACUGUAGGGGUCGGCGGAGCCCCCACUGGUGGAAACAGGGGCUUCCCCCUGUGGCCUCCUCUCCCCUUCCCCUGCCAGACUGGAGGGGUUGGCUAGACCCCUACUGGCAGAACUGGAGGCUUCCCCCUGUGAGCCCCCAUCUCUCCCAGGGACCAUGCUGUCUGAGUCUGUCUCCUAUAAGCAAGCAAUAGUGUGAAGCUGCCUCUCCACCCCUCCCUCCUCGAGCGCCGGACUUGGCUGGGGGGGCCCGCAGUAGUGUCUCCAUCCUGCUUCUCCUGGGUGACAUUCCUCCUGCGUCGACUGUUUCCGCACCUGUCCUCGCAGACCACUGAGGCCUGCUGUGGCCCACUGACCUGCUCGCUGCUGCCUGUACCCUGCCCAGAGAGACCGUUCCUUGUGGAUCCUCCAUCAUCCUCGGCUGGUUCUGUUUACUGUUUCGGCACGCAGCCAUUCGACGCGUGCUGGCCUAAAGCCGCCUGCUUCUGCUAGCAGCUUUGUUCCACUCUCCUGCGCUGUCCCCACCGUGGCCAGCCAGGCCUGAGGGCUGCGGGAGCUCUGGAGUUCAUCAUCGGUUUUUUUUUAUUUUGUUUUUUUUAACCAAUGUUUACUGGGCCUCCACAACUCAUCACUUGUAUCUGACAUGACACUACAGCCUCGGGCAGGGCCACAGCCUCGCUGGUCUUCAGGAGCCACCCCUUUUGGAACUGGGCCAGUCCAGUGGACUGGAGCUUCUCCCUGUGGACGUGGAGGGCUGGAUCAGUGAAGACUGCCACACGCUGGGUGCAGGGGCUGCACCUGCCUGCUCCAUGUUGGUGUUUGCUCCUCAUCUCAGUGUUCUCUGUUCUCCCUGCACAGCACCCAGGUGGGCGGUGGCUCCAACCUUGACAGAAGCCUCUAGCUGUCCAGUGGUGUGGUCAUGGCCUCUGGACGUGGAGGGUGGGAGGGUCAUGUGCAAUGGAACCACAGCCACGGGUGAGCAGGGAGUGGGCCUUGUCCUUGCAAAGCUGCCUGGAAGAGCAGCAAAGGUUGCAAACGUGCAAUAUGCUUGCAGCAAGGGGCAGGGGGAGGGCUGCUGAGACCUGGGCCCCUGUGGCCCACCGCAGUGGGGAGGAAGGUGAGGGAGGGCUGAGGAGAAAGGCAAAGCCCUCCUUGGAGCUGUACUGGGAGCUCCUUUCUCCAGCAGCAAAAGCACUUUCCUCCAAGUCUCAGGCCCUCCUACCAGCAAGGAGCUGGGGCAUGUUCCUGUCCCCCCUUGCCCUGCCACCCCGGCCCCUGGGAGAUUUCUCAGCGCGGUGUCUGUGCUACUUCUUCCCACUGCACAUCUGGGCAGUUGUCUCUGCUCGUUCAUGAUUGUGGCCCUCCCCCAGUCUUAUCCACGUGGCAUAUGCUCUCUUGCCGAGAGGCAGCUUCUUUCUGAAGUUAUCCACCUAAGUUGAGGUUUUGGUGACCUAAGUCCUUGGGAAACCAGGCCAAAAUAGAGGUGAGUGAGGCUGCCCAGAGCCCCCAGCACCCUCCAUUCCCUGGGAAAGGGUAUGAGGUCAAGGUGAGGGACAGCUGUGCUGUGCUUCAGCAUGACCUACAAACCUCCAGCUCCUGCCUGCCAUUGCAGACCUGUAGCCACAACUCUAUCAGCGUAGCUGGGAGGAGCGGAUGGGGUCACUGCCUGGCACAGGCAUAGACACUUCUGCUCCUGCUGAGGGGGUCAGGAAGGUUGUUGUAGGGCACCAAAGAAACGCUGGUCUCUGGGGAUGGUCAAGCAUUGAAACGGGCCCCGUAGGAUGGGUGAUCCUGCCUUGAGUAGGGGGCUGGACUAAGUGACCUCAGGAGGGCCUUCCAGCCUGACUUUCUGAUGAUCCUAAAUGCCCAUCUCCGAAUAGGUGGAGAUGUUUCAAGGUAGGGUCUGAGAUCCUGUCUGGGACUGUGCGUUGGGGCCUUGUCAGCAUGCAGGAUCCCUGUCACCCCCACUCGCUGACUUGGGUGUUUGAAGUGCACUGGGCCCAGGGGUGGGGGCAAAGGGCUAAACUUGUUCUUGGAGAUCAGCUGUAGCAGCAGUGCUUUGCUGCUCGUGCUGUUGGCUCGUCUCUGGGACAGUUUGCUGCCUAGAGCAGGUGUGAUUGCAGCAGGACAAUGCCCAUACUUGAAUACUGAAACCUUGGGCGGGAAGAACAGGUCUCCCCCUUCCCCCAGCAACAUUCCAAGCUGGUGCUGGCAGCACGGAGGGGUUAACUGGGAAAUGCCUCUGAUCAAGCUCCACCUUUUCCACUUGGAAUCAGUGGCAUCUGCCCCAGCGGCCUACGAGGAGACUUCCCUCCUCCAGUUGCUGCUUGGGGACUGACUAGGUAGGGAGUAGUUGAAGUGCUGGCCUGCAGCAUUUUGAAUGUGCCUCCAGCUGUGGGCAAAGGGGCAGCUCUAAGCUGCAAGGAAAAGGUCAAGCAAAUGGCUUUGACCAGUGACUAAUUUUUAGACUACCAUUCCCUUCUCAACCUCGCAUCCUGGCUCAGCUGCCACAGACCAACACAGCCAGGUCGGGAACCUCUGGUGCUGGGAGGCACUGAAGUGGGUUGGAGGCUCUGCGGAGUCCCAAGACGAGUCUCCGCAGCCAGGCAGAGUGGGCGCUUUCCGAGUAGGCAGAGGGGAUAGGGGUUAUUCUAUUUUUACAGAGAACUAUGCUGUGAAUAGUGCAAUGAAAGGGCAUUUCCGCCUUUUCCUUCCGGGUUUUCACUCCCUUUGUGACACUAAUGCUGGUCCCACACACUCCCGAGAACAGCCCCUUUUGUUUUGUUUUUCUCCCUUUGAUUAACCCUGUAGUAAACCAAACAAGCCCUUCCCAUUUCUGGUGCUACUGAGCUGCUACGGGGGCACAGUGCCGCUACCGCCUGUCCAAAAGCUGGUCAUUCAGCCGCUAGUUCCCGAGUUGGAGACGUUUUGGUUCUGACCCUUGCUCCUGUUAAAAUAGUGACUCUGCUACUUUCCUCACCCCCACCUCCAGUCUCCUCUCACACUGUAUACAGGUGGCAUUUUUCAAUGUGAAUCCAAAGCUUGUCAGGUCCUCAGCAUUUUUUUUUUGUUUGGUUUUUGGCCUUUUAGGUUCUUUUCCUUGUGAUAAUGCUGUAUUUAAAGAGAAUAUUUAAGUGUAAAAAUAAAGAAAUGCUCAAACUUG
Messenger RNA from Alligator mississippiensis (American alligator), 6048 nucleotides. RefSeq names its product cysteine and serine rich nuclear protein 2 (gene CSRNP2). Gene Ontology annotation, biological process: regulation of transcription by RNA polymerase II. Gene Ontology annotation, cellular component: nucleus. NCBI's taxonomy places the organism in Eukaryota, Metazoa, Chordata, Crocodylia, Alligatoridae. Bases 1094 to 2680 code for a protein of 528 amino acids. Gene Ontology annotation, molecular function: DNA-binding transcription factor activity, RNA polymerase II-specific; sequence-specific DNA binding. The record is from RefSeq and is a predicted model, not a curated record. The transcript has 5 exons.